AUGAGCCUCAGUUCGUCAGCCGUGGAUAGUGAUUCCAUCACAGCCAAAGGAACACCUUAUACCCACAAAGUCGAGUCUGAUGGAGAGAAAGCAACCCCCUCCCGCAGCCAGACGACAUGGCACAUGGCACCCGAGCUUGAAUCGAUACGCAUACGAGAUGAGCAAGGCGGCGAGAAACCCAGGAAACUCGGCGUGACCUGGCAAAACCUCACUGUCACAGGCAUCAGCAGCGACGCCACGUUCAACGAAAAUGUCCUCUCCCAGUUUAAUCUCUUACACAAGGGCAACAAAGGAGCUCUCACGAAGAAGAUUAUCGAUAACUCGUAUGGGUGUGUCAAGCCCGGAGAGAUGCUGCUUGUUCUUGGACGUCCUGGAUCAGGCUGCACGACGUUGCUGAGCGUGCUCGCAAACAAUAGGCGCGGCUACGAAGAGGUCACCGGAGACGUCACUUUCGGUAACAUGUCCGCAGAUGAAGCAAAAGAAUAUCGCGGCCAGAUCAUCAUGAAUACUGAAGAGGAAAUCUUCUUCCCAAACCUGACUGUUGAGGAUACCAUUGACUUCGCCGCCCGCAUGAAGGCCCCCUAUCACCUGCCCCCGGGAAUCAAGACACACGAGGAAUACGCCCAGUCCUAUAAGGACUUCCUCCUACGGUCGGUAGGCAUCUCUCACGCGGCCCAUACCAAGGUGGGAGACGCCUUUAUCAGGGGUGUCUCUGGAGGAGAGAGGAAGCGGGUGUCUAUUCUGGAAUGCUUGACGACGCGCGCAAGCGUCUUCUGCUGGGACAGCUCUACCAGAGGCCUCGACGCCAGCACAGCUCUUGAGUGGCUCAAGGCAAUCAGAGUCAUGACAGAUGUGCUCGGCCUCACCACCAUCGUCACGCUCUAUCAGGCGGGCAACGGUAUCUACGAACACUUCGACAAGGUACUCGUCCUUGAUGAGGGCAAGCAGAUUUUCUACGGGCCUCAGCGCGAGGCUGUGCCGUUUAUGGAGGGCCUCGGUUUCAUGCGAGACUCCGGCUCCAACCGCGCAGAUUUUCUGACGGGCGUGACAGUUCCCACUGAGCGCCUCGUUGCCCCUGGAUAUGAAGAUACGUUCCCGCGGACUGCGGAUGAAAUCCUUGCGGCAUACAACCAAUCUCUGAUCAAGCUGAGCAUGCUAGAUGAAUGCCAGAGUUACCCAGUGAGCGAGGAGGCGGCGGAAAAUACAGCCGUCUUCAGAGAAAUGGUCGCUCGCGAGAAGCACAGGGGCGUGCCCAAGAGAUCGUCAGUUACUGCCGACUUCUUGACGCAAAUCAAGGCGGCUGUUAUCAGGCAGUAUCAGAUCAUGUGGGGAGACAAGUCGACGCUGUUCAUGAAGCAAGGCGCAACGGUUAUCCAGUCUCUUCUCGGCGGCUCUCUCUUUUACUCUGCUCCCAACAACUCGGCUGGCCUCUUCCUCAAGGGCGGUGCGCUGUUCUUCUCCAUCCUGUACAAUGCUCUGAUUGCUUUUUCGGAAGUUACAGACUCUUUUACUGGUCGACCCGUUCUAGCCAAGCAUCGCUCCUUUGCCUUGUAUCACCCAGCCGCCAUCUGCAUUGCCCAAGUCGCUGCAGACUUGCCCAUACUCCUAUUCCAGGUUUCACACUUUGGUCUCGUUCUCUACUUCAUGGUCGGUUUGAAGAUGACCGCAGCAGCUUUCUUUACUUAUCUGGUCACCAACUACAUGACGGCCUUGUCCAUGACGGCUCUCUUCCGACUCAUCGGUGCCGCGUUCCCCACCUUUGACGCCGCGUCCAAGGUCUCGGGCCUUUCAACCGUUGCCUUGUUUGUCUAUAUGGGUUACAUGAUCAUCAAGCCCGAGAUGCAUCCGUGGUUUGGCUGGAUUUUCUGGAUCAACCCCAUGGCCUACGGAUUUGAAGCUCUUCUCGGAAACGAAUUCCAUGGCCAGCAUAUUCCCUGUGUUGGCCCAAAUCUUAUACCCAACGGUCCUGGCUACACUGAAGGAAUUGGCGGGCAAUCAUGUGCUGGCGUUGGCGGCGCAUUGCCCGGUGCCACGAGCCUCACAGGCGAUGACUACCUGGCGCAUAUGUCCUUCAGUCACCGCCACGUCUGGCGCAACUUUGGCAUCAACUGCGCGUGGUGGGUUCUGUUUGUUGCCCUCACCAUCUUCUUCACCUCCCGGUGGAGGCAGCUGGGAGAAGGGGGCCGCAAUCUCCUUGUUCCUCGAGAGCAGCAACACAAGUCGAAGCAUCUGUUUGCAUCCCGAGACGAGGAAGAGCGAGUUACCGAGAAGCCCGCGGCCGAAUCUGGAACCGCCACACCGGACGAAAACCUCGGCAACGACCUCCUACGCAACCGAAGCAUCUUAACCUGGAAGAAUCUGACGUAUACUGUCAAAACCGCCGACGGUGACCUCGUCCUUCUUGACAACGUACAGGGCUACGUCAAACCCGGUAUGCUCGGCGCGUUGAUGGGGUCUUCUGGUGCCGGCAAGACAACACUUCUUGACGUCCUCGCACAACGGAAAACCGAAGGCACUAUUCACGGAUCCGUCUUGGUCGAUGGCCGUCCUAUUCCUAUUUCUUUCCAACGCUCGGCCGGUUACGUCGAACAGCUGGAUAUCCACGAGCCUUUGGCGACUGUACGCGAGGCUCUUGAAUUCUCAGCCCUCUUGCGCCAGUCUCGCAACACAUCUACCGAAGAAAAGCUGCGAUAUGUAGACACCAUUGUUGGCCUCCUGGAACUAAAUGACCUCGAACAUACGCUCGUGGGUCGUCCAGGUGCCGGCCUCUCAGUUGAGCAACGCAAGCGUCUUACUAUUGCCGUAGAAUUGGUAGCGAAACCGGAAAUCCUCAUCUUUCUCGAUGAACCUACGUCCGGACUUGACGGCCAGGCCGCUUACAAUACCGUACGCUUCCUUCGAAAACUUGCAGAUGCCGGACAAGCUGUCUUGGUCACCAUCCAUCAGCCUUCGGCACAGCUUUUUGCGCAGUUUGAUACUCUCUUGUUGCUCGCAAAAGGCGGAAAGACUGUAUAUUUUGGUGAUAUUGGCCAAAAUGCAAACACAAUCAAGGACUAUUUUGGUCGUCGUGGAGCUCCUUGUCCUCCUGAAGCAAAUCCUGCCGAGCACAUGAUUGAUGUAGUAUCAGGGAAUGGGCACCCGGAUUGGAAUCAAGAUUGGAAUCAUAUAUGGCUGCAAUCACCCGAACACGACCAGCUCUCCAAAGACCUGGACCGGAUUAUCGCAGAGGCUGCCGCUCGACCUUCGGGGGCCAGUGAUGACGGACACGAGUUUGCAGCUUCCAUGUGGACGCAGGUCAAACAAGUAACCCAUCGCAUGAACAUCUCCCUCUUCCGGAACACCCAAUACGUCGAUAAUAAGGUCGCCAUGCACAUUAGCCUGGCGCUCUUAAACGGCUUCACCUUUUGGAUGAUUGGCGAUAGUCUCACAGACCUUCAGAAGAACCUCUUUACCGUUUUCAACUUUAUCUUUGUUGCGCCAGGCGUCAUUGCCCAGCUGCAGCCUCUCUUCAUCAGCCGCCGCGACAUCUAUGAGGCACGAGAGAAGAAGAGCAAGAUGUAUCACUGGGCCCCCUUUGUGACCGGUCUCAUCGUCUCGGAAAUUCCAUAUUUACUUGUUUGUGCGUUGUUAUAUUACGUCUGCUGGUACUUUACUUGUGGCCUUCCUACCGCACCAGAGCAUGCUGGCAGUGUCUUCUUCGUCGUGGUCAUGUACGAGUGUCUUUAUACUGGCAUUGGGCAAAUGAUUGCCGCGUAUACCCCCAACGCCGUGUUUGCAGCUCUUGUCAACCCCCUAGUUAUUACAAGUCUGGUCUCAUUCUGUGGCGUCAUGACACCCUACAGCCAAAUCCAGGCGUUCUGGAGAUACUGGAUCUACUACCUUGAUCCUUUCAACUACCUCAUGAGUUCUUUGCUCGUCUUCACUUCCUGGGAUAAGCCUGUCCGCUGCAGAUCCGAUGAACUUGCUGUAUUUAAUCCAGCCCCCAACCAGACCUGUCAAGAAUACCUUUCUGUUUACCAGCAAGGCAUGGGCGCGGCUAUAAAUCUCCUGAACCCAGAGGACACCGACGCUUGCCGUGUGUGUCAGUACACCCAGGGUGGCGAUUAUCUCCGGACCCUUAACCUUAAUGAGAAAUACUAUGGAUGGAGAAAUGCCGGCAUUGUUGUUAUCUUUGUGAUUGGCUGUUACGGGCUCGUGUUCGUCAUGAUGAAGCUCAGGACCAAGGCGACCAAAAAGGCCGAGUCUUAG
Messenger RNA from Trichoderma gamsii, 4248 nucleotides. Its product is annotated as ATPase. Gene Ontology annotation, cellular component: membrane. Lineage: Eukaryota; Fungi; Ascomycota; Sordariomycetes; Hypocreales; Hypocreaceae. Bases 1 to 4248 code for a protein of 1415 amino acids. Gene Ontology annotation, biological process: transmembrane transport. The transcript has 3 exons. Gene Ontology annotation, molecular function: ATP hydrolysis activity; ATP binding; ABC-type transporter activity. The record is from RefSeq and is a predicted model, not a curated record.